Messenger RNA from Nomia melanderi (Alkali bee), 3821 nucleotides. RefSeq lists its product as uncharacterized. The record is from RefSeq and is a predicted model, not a curated record. NCBI's taxonomy places the organism in Eukaryota, Metazoa, Arthropoda, Insecta, Hymenoptera, Halictidae.
ACAAGCGCGCCGUGCUCGAGUGAACGUGUCUCGUUUUCUUAUCCGUGUGCGAGGAUGCUGGGUCCGUUCGUCGUUCGUCGAUAAAUCGUUCGCCGUUGUCGACGUGAUGAACACCGGAAUCUGAGGACCCGAGCCGAAAAUCCAGCGGGACCGCGUAUCCGGACGAUGACGGUGAUAUUCUGACUGUUGGGCGACACUGCCGCCGAGACCUAGCCGCGUUCUUGCGAAAGGUGCCGAUAGUGCGCGAGUGCCUGGUUCCGAACACCGACAGCCUCAAGGGAAAAUGUCGAGGCGCGAAGGGAACGUCGGCCGGCCCUUCGAACCGAUCCCGACUUGCCUGCUCCUGUUCUGCUGCUGUUUCGUUCUUGUACGCUGUCAACAGGGAACAGCCGAAUCUUGGGAUAGGUUUUCGCGUUUAAUUCCCACGAAUUCGGUGUACGGACAAGAGGAGAAAAAUGUCUCCCCCACCGGAAGCCCGGCAGAGCCAUUUUUACGCUCCUUGGACGAAAACAAUGUCAUGGAGACGUCAAAGACGAACGAGAAAAACAAUGGCCACGAAGGUGUAGAGGAGGAGGAAGCUUACGAGGACGAGUACGAGACUGAAUCGGACCCAAAAACGGUUUCCGAGAAAUCUAAGUCCUCAAAAAUCACCGAUAACACGGCAACACGUAAGCACGAGUCGUCCCCCGCUUUGUCUUCGAAAGCCGAGGACACAUCCAGGGAUGAGGAUUAUAUCGAAGACCCGUCGACAAGCCAAUACGACGCGUACUAUUACUACGACGAUUACGAAAGCAAUAAUAGAUCGCGAUACGAACCUGUAGCGAGUGCCGACAAUCUCGACUAUCCUGACGCUGAGGAAGAAGAGAGAGAAGAGCAGGAAACCAAGGAAAAGCAGAAAGACGAACUUGCUAAAAGGCCAGCGAGUAUUAAGCACGAUUCUUCAGAAAAUGAAGAGGACGAAGAACCUGUUCAUAAACCGAUCGUGAACGAUACUUCCUCGGAUCUUAUCGAAGAGAAGGAUCUAGAUACAUUAGUCUCAUUAACGAAUGCUGAAGAAGGUUCCUCGAUGGAGGGCAGCCAUAAAACCUUCUCAUUCAUUGGACCACCCGGUAUGAGGACAAACGUAUCAGCUGAUAGUUCCAUUCUGAUCGGCGAAGCAGUGGUGUCCGUGGUGACGACGAAGAGCGUGGUGAACGGCACAAUAUCCGUUCCAACGACGUCUCCUCCGACCACCAUAGAACAGGUCGCUGCGCCGCCGUCGCCCUCGACCACAGAGGAGCCAGAGACGACUGUUACGACGGAGGACACGUCUAGGAUCUUGGCAUCAGUCCAGACCAGUCGCAGCAUAUCCGGAGCCAGGUUCCUACCGUUCCCUGUCAUUGAUCGCAUCGAGCCGAUCAGUCCGAAUGGCGAGAAAAAAACCUCGCCGCCCCCAGAAUCCACAGAAAGUAUCAUCGACAAGCUGGACAGGGUGCAAUCGGAACUGUCCAGUGGCAUCCUGGUUGGUGGAUUCCGAAAUACCGGCAAUUCUCUACAACUGGACGUUCUGCCUGAUAGGGACAAGGGCAAUAGAAGAAGAUUCACUACCACCACCAUAAAGACGCCGGUCAUCAGCAAGUUUGUACCGAGACGUUACAACGAUAAAAGGACAGACCAUGGCUAUGUCACGCCGAAACCGAAAAUUGAGACUACGCUGGAUAGCCUCGAAGGGCUUCUGCCACGUGAUUAUGUUGCGAAGAAUUCUGGCACCACUUACGCACCUUUAAAAAUCGGUUUUAGGUGGCCCUCAAAGAGCACCACGACAUCAGAAGCAACGACAACUCAACUCGCUUCUACCACAACUACCACGACGACCACUUCCGCUCCGACCACGAGAAAGACAAAGACGAACACGGCAGUACAAGACAUCAGCGCCUUCCUGCCACCCGGUUACAAAUUGAAAAAAGAGGAGGCAACCGCUACCGAGAGCUCCUUGUUAAGCGACAUUUUAUCCAAAUCAAAGGUAGACAUAUCGUCUCUGUUGCCACCGGAUUACAAUAAGAAGAAGGACCAAACAAGCUCAACUGCGAGGAGCGUGACAGCGACAACGGAGAAACGCGCGGAGGCUUCGACGGAGAAAUUGCCGGCGGACAAAACGAUACAGGACUUGUUCGCGAAGUCCAAGUUCGACAUAUCGUCCCUGCUGCCGCGUGAUUAUGAACAAAAGAACACGAAUCUCACGCCGGGACUGAAAGACGUUGAAAAACACGUUGACAAUUCUACCAAGUCGUCCACGACGGAGUCCGCGUCAUCCACGACCGCAAAAUCUGGCGGUUUGAAAAUUGUAUUUCCCAGCAGACCAGGGGGACGAAAGCCUAUUCAUAAGAUCACUACUCCGCAACCUCCUCGCGGCGAAGCUCCAGGCGCGGUUACACCGAAAAUACAAAGAGGAUGGCCAACCAGAGCUACCACAGAAUUCACUGGUUGGCCUACUCCAUCCACUACACCGAUAUCUAUAGAAAAAUUGCUAGAGGCUGCCCGGACAGCAACGAUUUCGUCGAUGAACGCGUCGCUGAUACCAAUAACCGAGGUAACAUCGAGCACCUCAACUACGACUACAACGACCACGACUCCGAGGCCCACUACUCCAGGAAUCUGCGAGCAAGACUGCGAAGUCGCGGGAACGAUAAAGAUAAUUGGUAACACAACCUGGGUACCGGAAUUACUUGAUCGAAAUACUCAGGAAUGGCAGAAUCUGGCUAACGAGAUUGAGCAAGAGAUGAACUUCAUAUUUUCCAAAUCGUCCGUUUUAACGAAAUGGUACAAGAAAGUGCGAAUCGAUUCAUUCAGCAAGGGAAGUAUAUUAGUGGAUUAUUUCGUGGAAUUAGCAAACCUGGAGGAAAAAAUCAAUACGCAAGAGUUAAAGGUUAUUUUCCAUGACUCAUUGCGAACGUAUAACACGAACAGGUGGAACGAUACAAAAGUCAGAGAUUCGAUAAAAUUGGGCUCAUUCAUAAUUGAUCCAAAAUACACGGAUUUCGUUGUGAUACCGAAAUAUACUACUCCUAAGUACAUUGAGAAGGACGACAAAUUGAUACCACAAUGGGCUAUUGCUGUAAUCGUAAUCGGUGUUGGUGGAUUACUUUUUAUCAUUAUAUUUGGUGUUUCCGUUCUCUUAAAUCGCCAUAAUGGUUCUAAGCUAAAACCAUCCGUAUCCGCGAUCUAUGAAGAGGAAGUAGCAAAAAAUAUAUCGUCCCAUAGAUCCACUGACUAUUCAAAACCAGUUCACACGAUAUGGACUGAUCCUGAUGUUUCUUGGAACGAUAAGUCUUUUGAAUCAACUUCCAAUAAGGUACUCGUCGAGAAGUCGUUUCAAGACAAUAAAAAGUAUAAUAUGUAUGAUAGUUGGCGAUCGGAAUGGAAUGGUUACUAUUAUAAUGGGUCUCACGCCAGCAGCAAAUAUGAUGGCUAUGACAGUACAACGAAUUUAUCAAGUCGUCAUCAUCCUGAUUAUGACACGAAUUUCUAAAGUUGACGGUAAUAAAAUGAAUUUUCUAUCAACUCUAUUCUUAUUUAAUUUAUUGAGUGCCUUAAAUAUGUAAGUCAUCAGAUUCUAUUAUACUAAUGUGUAUAAAUUUUUCGAACAACGAAAAGCAACAUACACAUUAUGAAAUAUCUUAUAUUACUCUAAGGUAUACUAUAUUUUUCUAUAAUAUUUUAUACAGUUGUUAUCGAAUAUUGAGCAAACAUUAUCCUAUGCUUUGUAUCUGAAAAUAGUUAGUAUAUGAUACAAUCAUUUUUUUUACUGAUUUUAUUACAAGAAUUUUAUUAUUUAUUCUAGU